AUGGGCUCAUAUUUUGGUCGAAACCAGUCGCCCAAGCCGUCCAACGAGCGCGUCCAUUCCUCCUAUCCCUAUCCGCACGCCCAAGCCUCGCCCGUCUCGCAUACAGCGCCCGUACUUCCACCCAUACCAAGCAUCGCUGAUGUCGCCGAUGAUGCGCAACCCACCGGACUGGGCCUCGAUGCCACCUUCUCCUUCGACCCGAGUCCGCAACACUCGACACCCUCUUCGUCUUCGAAUCUUUCGACACCGUCGCCAGUCCGCGAUGCUGCGCCCGCUGCCAACCCUGCUGUGCGCCCGCAAAACUUGCAGAAGGGUAGGGCUGUGACAAGUCCCGUAGGUGCCUUGCCUAGCUUCCACCAGACAAAUUUAUCACCAUCCUCGCCUCUGGCCGCUCUCUCGGUGCCUUACUCGUCGACUACCGCCCAGGCCAAACCUCGUGCAGGAAGCCGCCCACUUCCUGCCGAGUCAACAAUCAAUGGAGUUCCCCAGCAUGCGAAGACGUCUAAGCAGAGACCAGAACUGCAUUCGAACAAGUCAUCCAAGGGCAAAUUCAACUUGCUUAAUCCCGUCAAUUUGCUUAUGCGCAGACGUUCUGCACAAGCUGUCGAAACUCUGGAGAAGACUACAUCCAAGAACUUGGCAAUACCGCCUAUGGAUCUUCCAGAUGACUACGAUCCGCGAAUCAGAGGCAAUGUUGUACACGACUUCAGCGCUCCCAGGACUCGACGCACGCCGUCUUACGAUCCGAGUAUAGCAGAAGCUUCAACAAAACCUUCAACUGCAAAUGACUCGAUCAAAUCGCAUCAAGAGUCGAUUGAUCGCGAUUCCAAGAGACAAUCGGUCCAGCAUACCCCCAUCUUUGUCGAGCACAUUGACAGCGAACCCGAUGCGGACCGUGUUCAUGCUGAAACUCUGGCGAACAGUGACUUCGUUGCCCGUAAUUCAUGGCAGCAGAGUGGAGGGUCACUCGGCAUGCCUCCAUUUGGCCGCCGGAGUCAACUUUUCGAAGACCAAUCCCAAUCUGAGCCUGCUUCGGAUUCUCCGCAUUCUGCCAUGAGCGCCAUGAGUGGCCCAGGGUGGCAGUAUCACGAUCCUGAGCGUGUCUACUCUCCGAUAUCACCUGAGCCUGUUCCCGCGUCAAUCCCCGAGCACGGCGAGCCUAGAACUGAGAGGAACGAGCCAGUGUCAGCAUCGACUCAACAGGUGCCUCAACCAUCACCCGAUCUUCUGCCGAAUCCUUCGUCUACAUUGCCUAGGCAUAUGACCAGUACAGCUUCGCGUUUCAGUUUCCAAAUAGCAAAAGACUCGAUAGCAGAAGAGAAGCUGUUAGAAGAGAGACAUAAGCUUCGACAGUCAAAUGCCGUUCAAGAUCCAUCUACUUUUGAGCACGACGAAUACGAAGACGAAGAAGAGGAUACCUUCGAUGAGGAUGCCAUGUACGACCACGACGAGAUGGAAGACGCUCCUACGAAUGGCCUUUACGAACAUCUCAAUUCUGGCCUGCCUGAACACCUCUCUACCAUGACUCUGGACUCCGGCCGAGGCCACCUGUCUGUGGCUUCCUCAAGCACCUUGUACUCCACUACCACCCCUUCAACAAUACAACCAGCGUUUCACAACCCAUUGCGUUCCAAUCCGCCACCAAACUCGACCCAUCAACAGCCUACAGGUCCCUUACUUGAGACUUCAUCAACUGCGUCCCAGCAGCUACCGGCUAGACCGUCUUCUGCCAACUCUUUCUACUUUGAUGACGGCAUGAUUGAAGAACUCGAUGAUGUGCACGAAGAAGAGAAUGAUGAUGAGACCUUUGAUGAAGACAAAUUCGACGAUCCUUCAUAUCUCAAGAGGCCUAACCAACCACCCCAUCUUCACGAAACUCCCGCUACCUCCUCGGUCCAGUUCCCUACAGAUGUGCCUGUUCAUAAUGUUAAUGGUUAUCCGUUCCUCAUUCAGAACCCCGGAACUGGCCAUUUCUCUGCUGAAUCACCAUUCUCCGAGAGCUCUUCUCAACCUAGUGAGCAACAACGAGAAGUUCAGGAUGAAGCAGCGCGACAUGAUUCUCAACAAGGCCCGCCUGACUGUCAUAACCUCUCUGCAUACCAUAGUGCUUUGGCAGAAGCCGCACAUCGGGCUGCUGCUGAUGGCAAAUUCACAAGACAGAACAGUAUAGCAGCUUCUGAUUCUGUUUACUCGGAGGACUAUGAACAAGACGAAAAGAAUGGCUCGCAGCAAUCACAGUACCCACAGGCGUCAAUGCACAUGCCUAUGCCCAUGCCUGCGCCUAUGCAGAUGCAGAUCCCACCCUAUAUGCAGAUGCAGAUGCCACAACAAUCGCCAUAUCAAAUGCAGAUGCAAAUGCAGAUGCAGAUGCAGAUGCAACCUCAGAUGCGUCAAAGUUACAUGUCUGACUCGACUCACGCUUCUCGUGGCUCUUACUCGGCAUUCGACUUUGGCUUCAGCGAUGGUGCAACCAUAGAGGAUACUUUCUCUUCCCCAGAGUUCCCUAAUGACGACUUUGCUUUCGACGAUUCAGACCUGAUUUCCGCUGCAAACUCGGAAGCACUUGCGAACGACGAUGAAGGGUUCUAUAGUCAAGAGUUCGGUUUCUAUGCCAGGGCACGUCCUGGAGGCGAUCCUGAUGCGGUCGAGGCCAUCAAUGGGGGUUACUUUGGCGCGCCUGGAAUUGAGAUUGUACGACAGAAGAGUGUGAAGGAGCCAAAUUUGACUCCCAUCACCGAGCGCAGUGAAUUCAGCGCACGUAACUCGUACAUCGGCCCAUUCAGCCCUCUUGCCGCCGCUCUUCCAUCGCCUGGCUUUCCACCUGCUCAUAUGGCAGCAGCGCGCAUGAGUCCUCUUGCUUGGCAGCAUUUACAAGAAGAUGAGAUGACACUUGCAGAUCUCCGAAGACUCAAGCAAGGUGCAUUCGGCAGCAGUAGCAAUAGUGUCAACUCCUUGUCCUCGUCUUUCGGUGUACCGGCUCCUUACAGUCCCACCAUGGCUGCACAGAAUAUGCCUGGUGGCUAUUUCAUGCCGCGCGCUAGCGGCAGUGUCCCGAUGGCCUGGCAGCGUAGCAACGACAGCAAUUCUAACUAUAAUCCAUCUAACCAUUCUUCUAGCCCUGUCCCUACAUCGCCAAUCCACCCAUCGAUGUCCAACGGUGUUAACCCCAGCCAGUCACACAAUUCGCCUCUGCAGCCUGCAUUUGCAUCCUUCGUGUCAGACAAUUUCUCAACUCCUAAGAAGAAUUCAUCCGGUCUACACGAAUUGCCAGGGACGCCUGUGACGGCGAAAAAGGCUGCAGCCAAGGACACAACUGCAGCUCCAGAACGGCAAUCAUAUCAAACACAUUCACGAUCUGGCAGUGGUGCAGACAACAUCACUUACGUUCGCGAAGAAGACUCCACAGGCGGCAAGCGCUGGGUUCUCGAAAGACGGCGUACGAGCGAGGCUGGUCUACUGGAGCUCAUCGGCAGAGAAGUUGUCGAAGGUGGCCGCAUUUGA
Molecule: messenger RNA, 3501 nt
Organism: Aureobasidium musti
Lineage: Eukaryota; Fungi; Ascomycota; Dothideomycetes; Dothideales; Saccotheciaceae
Source: the annotation of a GenBank genome assembly